UGACACCUGCAUUCUGAAGCGCACAUCAUCUUUCCUUAUUCGUCAUACCGAAAGGAAUUCGCUUCUUAAUGCGGUGUUUACCCGAUAUCAACUACAAUGGCGGAGCUAGAAGUUUUGAGAAAUAUCAGUUUUGAGAGGGUGGAGCGAUGCAUGAAUGUGAUGCAGUCAGGGACUCAGAUGGUGAAGCUGAAGAACGGUUCUAAAGGUCUCGUCCGGCUCUUCUAUCUGGAUGAACACCGCUCCUGCAUCCGCUGGAGACCAUCUCGUAAGAGCGAGAAAGCCAAGAUCACCAUCGAUUCUCUGUACAAAGUCACUGAAGGUCGUCAAUCUGACAUCUUUCAUCGCCAUGCGGAGGGGACCUUUGAUCCAAGCUGUUGUUUCACUAUUUACCAUGGCAACCACAUGGAAUCUCUGGACUUGGUUACAUCAAAUGCAGAGGAAGCGCGGACAUGGGUGACGGGACUCAGAUAUCUGAUGGCUGGCAUCAGUGAUGAAGAUUCACUAGCCAAGAGACAGCGCACACAUGACCAGUGGAUGAAGCAGACGUUUGAAGAGGCUGAUAAGAAUGGGGAUGGUUUACUGAACAUCGAGGAGAUCUACCAGCUUUUACACAAGAUGAACGUCAACUUGCCUCGCAGGAAAGUCAAACAGAUGUUCCAGGAAGCAGAUACUGAUGACCAGCAGGGCACAUUGACGUUUGAGGAGUUCACAGUCUUCUAUAAGAUGAUGUCUUUGAGACGAGAUCUCUUUCUUUUGCUCAUGUGCUUUAGUGAAAAGAAGGAUCACCUGACCGCAGAGGAUUUUGGCAACUUUCUGCGUGUGGAACAAAAGAUGUCUAAUGUGACCCCAGAGUACUGUCUGGACAUAAUCAAUAAGUUUGAAGUCUUAGAGGAGAACAAGCAGAAAGGAGUUCUUGGAAUUGAAGGCUUCACCAACUACAUGCGCAGCCCUGUCUGUGAUGUGUUCAACCCUCAACACAACGAGGUUAAUCAGGACAUGGAUCAGCCUCUGUAUAACUAUUUCAUAGCAUCUUCCCACAAUACCUAUCUGACCGGAGACCAGCUGCUGUCCCACUCCAAGACGGAUAUGUACGCCUGGGUGCUGCAGGCCGGCUGCCGCUGUGUCGAGGUGGACUGUUGGGACGGUCCAGACGGGGAGCCCAUGGUCCAGCACGGCUACACUCUCACCUCCAAGAUCACCUUUAAAUCUGUCAUUGAGACCAUCAACAAAUACGCCUUUGUAAACAAUGAGUUCCCGGUGAUACUUUCCAUAGAGAAUCACUGCAGCAUUCAGCAGCAGAAGAAGAUAGCUCAGCAUCUGAAAGAGAUCUUUGGAGACAAGCUAGAUGUGGGGGAGGCCCUGAACAAAGACCCCAAGCAGCUUCCCAGCCCGAACAGCCUGAAGGGCAAGAUUCUAAUAAAGGGGAAGCGUCUUCCUUCGUACCUGUCUGCAGAUGCUGAAGAGGGUGAAGUGUCUGCUGAUGACAGUGCUGAUGAGAUUGAAGAUGACUUCAAGCUGAAGAAUAGCACAUCUAAUGGGCCGAGUCAGCACCAGGUAGAAUCUCACAUAAGGAAGAAACUUGACUCUCUGAUGAAGGAGUCUCAGAUCGGGGACAAAGAGGACACUGACAGCUUCUCCAUCAGAGCGCUUCUCCGCGCAACCCACGAGGGCCUGCAAAGAAACCUGUGCAAGAAUUCCAAAGAUGGUAUGAAGAAAUCUCAGAGUCGCUCCUUCCUCAGCAACCUCAAGCACAAGAGGCAUUCCAAAUCAAGGUUGAAAUGUCAGAGUGUUGAAACAGACGAUGACGGGCAGCAGGAGACAUCAGGAGGACAGUUCAACAGAGGUGGACGAAGAAGGAAAACAAUAAAGCUGAGUAGAGAUCUAUCAGAUCUUGUGGUCUUCACCAACUCUGUGGCCUCUCAGGAGUGUUUAGAUGAGGGAUCGCCCUUUAAUGUCUUGUCGUUUAGUGAGACACGAGCUCAGCACCUGGUGCACCAUCGAUCCGAGCGCUUCCUGACUUUCAACCAGUGUCAGCUCUCUCGGAUCUAUCCGUCUGCCUAUCGGAUCGACUCCAGUAACUUCAACCCACAGACAUACUGGAAUGUGGGCUGCCAGCUAGUGGCUCUGAACUACCAGACGGAGGGCCGUAUGAUGCAGUUGAACAGAGCCAAGUUCAUGGUGAAUGGUGGCAGUGGCUAUGUGCUCAAACCUGGCCCGAUGUGUAAAGGCUCUUUCAACCCAUUGCAUGAUGAUCCGCUCCCUGCAAAUCCUAAGAAACAGCUGGUGAUAAAAAUCAUCAGUGGACAGCAGCUGCCCAAACCUCCCGAUUCAAUGCUUGGAGACCGCGGUGAGAUCAUUGAUCCUUUUGUGGAGGUGGAGAUUAUUGGGAUUCCAGCAGACUGCUGCAAAGAACAAACCAGGGUUGUAGACGAUAAUGGAUUUAACCCUGUGUGGGAAGAGACCCUGUCCUUCACACUACACAUGCCUGAGGUGGCUCUGGUGCGCUUCCUGGUCUGGGAUCAUGACCCCAUUGGUCGAGACUUUGUGGGCCAGAGAACUGUAGCUUUCAGCAGUCUCAUGACAGGAUAUAGACACAUUUAUUUGGAGGGAAUGACAGAGGCAUCAAUUUUUGUCCACAUCACAGUGCAUGAAAUCUAUGGAAAGUGGAGUCCUUUAGUCCUCAACCCAAGCUAUACCAUAAUGCACUUGCUAGGAGCUAAUAAGGGUCGUCAGUUGCGGGGUUUCAAAGGCUUAUUUAAUAAAAGUUCCAAGUCCUCAGUGGACACGCAUAUCGGAGUUCCACCACGGAAACGAUCCAUAACAGACCACCUUCUCCGGAGGACCGCUAGUGCUCCUGCCAAAGGCCGCAAAAAGACCAAGAUGCAAUUGGCUGAAGCUGCAUAUGACAGAAAGCACAGCACUGGGGACUCUCAACCUACAUACGACAGAAAGCACAGCACUGGGGACUCACAAUCUACAUACGACAGAAAGCACAGCACUGGGGACUCUCAACCUACAUAUUCAGAAAGGAGAGCAGGGAACAGAAAAGCCCUCCAACAUCGUCCAGUCUCCAUGCCUUUGGAGAAGCUUUUACAUAGUCAUCUCAACCUGUCCUCCCCAGAGCAGGAGGAGCCUGAUCCUGGGGCUGACACAAUCAUUGAUUUCUUCAACCUUGAGAAGCCCAAAUCCAUCUCAAUGGAUCUUUUCAUUGAAGGUUCUGCCUUCAAAGAUCCUGAAGCCCGUGCCCUUUCUGCUGACCACAUUCAGGACUGUAACAUUGAGCCCAAAGAUACAAACGAGACUCCUUACCUGGUCAUUAAGGGCAGUAGGGAACGUGUGGGUGAUCUUCACAAAAAACACUCAAGAGAUGGUCUCACUGAUAAAUUAUGCUCUUCCAAAGGGCCUGCAGACCACAGGUCAGUUUCCUCAGAACAAAGUAAUGGUGGUGUUAGCUUGCGGACUGAAGGAAGUCAAAGAGAAUCAAAUCAAUCAGAAUCCCCUAGAAAGUAUAUAUUAACACCCAAGGCAGCCACAUAUUCCUCGUCCUCCUCUUCAUCUAUUUCUUCAAGCACCUGUCCCAAGUCUCCCCCUCUGCCGGGAAUUGACCACCCUGACCAAAUGAGUCAAGUGUCCAUCCAAGACAGUGCUCUCUCUCGCCUUAUUGACGCUGUCUCACUGGGAAAUGAGCAUGACACAUGUGGGUCAAUUUCUGCUCUGAUUGGCCAGUUUGAGGUUACUGCUGAGCAGAGCACCCUAAAUCUAUUAUUGAACUUACAACCCCUGAAACGUCCUCUUUUUAACAGUGAGCUUUCUAGUACUCCAAUAAAAGUAGUCCAAGAAUCUGUCUGCACAGCCUUAGAGCUAGCUGACAGACCCUCUAGUCCUGAAACCACUGAACCAGAGGUCUUUACCAUCUUGGAUGAGGAGGUGCUUUCUCCUGUGUCUGCAAAAAUCCGUUGUCAAAAGAACUUCCAAAAUGACUUUGUUGGCUCUUCAGUGGUCAGCAAGGAAUCGUCCCCCAUCAAGGUGCCUUUGGAAUGGUCCACAGGACGAAAUGUAAGCUUGGCGUUAAACAGAGAGCAAGGCUAUAGUACUCAAUGCCAUUCUACUGGCUCCUUGAGGAACUUUGAAUCUGGAGGUUACAGAGAAACCUCAGUCAACAGCACAGUCUCAGACCGCUUCUUGCUGUGCCAGGACUCAGCAAGCAGCAGCUUGAUGGAGGUGGAGAUCAAUGUAGAUGGGGAUCCCUUAGACAACACACUGAACUCUUCGAGUCAGGGCCAGCAAUGGUACAAUGUCUUUAGAAAUGUUCCAGGCUCAAACCAGAGCUCUCCCUAUCAUGCACCAAGACUGGAACCAUCAUUUUUCCACAAACCCUCAUACCAUCCUUCUCCUGUUCAUUUUUACUCUACAGAAACAUCACCCUUUCACAGACACAACCAAUCUCCGUUAGCACACCAAAAUCAGAUUUCUAGUACUAUCGGUCAAAGCAGCCAUCUUAUUAGCAAAUCCCAAUUAAGGAACUUUAACUGUUAUAAUGAAAUAGGUAGAUUUCCAUGUGGUAGUCACAGAAUAGAUACCACAGAUGAAAGGCAACAGGAGACAAGAGACAACAAUGGCCUGAUUCGCAGGGCAGAACACUUGCAAAAAAGCUCUUUGUCCUCAGAAUGUCUUGCAAGGGCUCAAGCCAGGCAUACAUCAUUAGAUAAGGACUUGUACACUCCUGUAUCAGACUAUGACUUGAUUUACAGCUCUGUUGAAUUGGAAGACUGCACAGAACCUCUAAACCCAUAUUCUCAGCCAUCUCCACAUCAUCAGGACUUUCCUGUACCUCCUCAUCAGAUCCUCAACAGGCUGUCCUUAGCCUCCUCUUCUAAAGUCUCUAAUCCAUGCAAGUCCAAAAGCCUUGGAGACCUGACUUCUGAGGAUAUCUCAUGUAAUUUUCAGAGCAAGUACAAGUCCAUUAGCCGAAGUUUUGUCACUCCCACAAUGCAGAAUCAAAGACGGACAUGUGGCUUAGCUGGUCAACCAAAGUCUGCUGACCCCUUAACUGAGCAGCUUCGCAAGCUUGUGACCUUGGAACAUGAGGACUCUCUGCAUUCCUUCCCUUCUUGUUCUCAGCCCAUCCCUAAAACUCUGUCAGUGCUCCCUCUGGUUUCUCAGAGCUCCACAGAUUACCCUGAGGACACUCCACCAUUGCUGUCAAGGCGGCUUUCCUCCCGCAGUCAAAGUCGUGUGCGUCAUAUAGCCAAUCGGGCACGUGAGAGACAGCAGGAGGCCUUCAAACACCAGUCCAUUGAAGGAUCCACGGAAGUAGUGCUUCGCAAUAAGCCGGUCUCCUAUCAAAAUCCUCCACCAAACAGGCAUUCUACAGGCUCGUAUAUUGCUGGUUAUCUGGACCGGCCAGGUCCUGAGGACAGAGGCUUGCCUGAAGGAGCCUGCACUACGCUGUGCUAUGGAUACGGAGAUCGCUACUAUGCUGAUGAUUCUGUGCUCCCUCCUGACCUCUCCAGCCCGUCAGAACCAGAGGUCUACUUCCUACUUAGGCUUUGACCAUGCGUCUCUCCUGCUGUUUUUGACUGUGCAUGUGUUUCCCUGUAACAGUCUAAACUAUAUGUAGCAGGACACUUCCAGAACUGCGGACAUAUACUGUAUCAAGGUUGGUGGGUUCCCGCUCCUACAUGUGCUACCCCUGCUGUAUCAAAUGGAUUAUUGUCUAUAUAUGUGGUCCCUGUCAUACUUGGAAAAAUGUAUUAUUCAAAGUGUGUGUUGUCUCAAGGUGAAAAAGAAAUAUGAAAAAAAAAAAAAGAAAACUGAGCAGUUGGAUUGGAUAUUUAUUGUUGUUAUCUUCUAUUUGUCCUUUUUUGUAGUACAACAAAGUCAUGAAGGGAUUUCUCUUUUAAAUCAGUCUUCCUACAUAUCUUAUGUUAUUCGUUUGUCUGUGUAGUUUGUAUGGGCUCUAUUUUUGUGACUGCGCAAGGCCUUGUGCUAAGUCUCAUCCAGGUUUUGUGAGAGCGCUAAUUCUAAGCACAAUUUUCGUGCCAGUGCAAAGUGCAAGUGGGCGUGGGUGGAAGUACUUGAGUUAUUUAUGGGCUUAUGCGCACAAACUGUGUGUGUAUUCUAUGUUAACGUAGUGCCGCUAAACACAAUUUGCUAGUUUCCUGAGAAAUAGAUCAUUGUGCUAAGACAUCUGAGAACCAUUUCUAUUCUCUACGCAGUCUAAACUCAGUUCCUGAAUUUGCAGUUUCGAGAUUCCACCAGCAGGUGGUAAUAAUGUUCAUGGAUCCUCAAAUUAUGUUCAAAUUAUCAGUUGAUCAAUAUUAUUAAUUAUGCUUACAUUCUCUGGUAUUUAAUAGAACCUACAUCCAAUUAGUCCUGAUGAGCACCACAUUUUUCGUACGUUUAUAGAGAUUUAUAGAGACACUGUCAUAGAGAUAUGCCUGACAUCCAACAAGGACACAGUUAAUGAACGCAAAAGAAUGCAAGUCCAUAUUUCUAUUCCUCUAAUGCAUUGCAUUAGAUCCCUUUUACACUACCAACUUCUUGUAAAUGUGCUUUCUUCAUUUAUAUCGCUAGUGCUUGACAUGAAAUUGGGAUAUAAAAUAGGAAGCAGGUGGUGCAAUAACCUCCAAAUUAAAUUGCACUUGACCCAUCCCAUUAGCGCCUUGCACACAUGAUUUCGCUAACCCACUUUUAACUGGACUUAGUACAUGCUUGCACGAAAAUACCAAAACAUGGCCAUGCCCACUGACUUUGUGCAUACGACGUAUUGCAUAGCACUGCGCUUAAGACAUAGUGCUCUUACUGUAAAAUAGGGCCCAAUAUGUUGGUCAGUUUAUCCUCAGUCAAUGCACUAUGGGUUUCCAUUUACAUUUUAAUAACUGUGACAUUUUUUCUUUAGUAAAACAGCAUGUGAACCGUGAACAAUUUCAGCAUGACUAUGCACAGAUCUGUAGAUGUCCCUGUGCUCUGAUAUUACACAGAAUGAUUCUGUUGGAUGGAAUGAAAUACAGCAUAUUUACCUGCUUGCUCUGACUUGCUUGCUUUCUAUUAGAAUUUAAAGAGGUUUGAAACUCUUUUUCAUAUUCUAAAUCUGUAUGGUUAAAGUUUUAUUUUUAUAAUUGCUUUGAUACAGAGAGCAAAAAUAACAUUUGUUAGACUUAAUAUUUUGUUUUUAAAGAGACAGUGACAAAAAGCAUUGUUCUUUUUUCAAUUCUCCUGUGCUUAAAGGUUGCUCAUCAAAGAUGAGUGUAACAUUUUCCUACAAUGCAAUAAAAUUCUCAAAUGUUU
Messenger RNA from Myxocyprinus asiaticus (Chinese sucker), 7290 nucleotides. Its product is annotated as 1-phosphatidylinositol 4,5-bisphosphate phosphodiesterase eta-1-like. Bases 97 to 5553 code for a protein of 1818 amino acids. The record is from RefSeq and is a predicted model, not a curated record. Gene Ontology annotation, molecular function: calcium ion binding; phosphatidylinositol-4,5-bisphosphate phospholipase C activity. Gene Ontology annotation, biological process: phosphatidylinositol-mediated signaling; lipid metabolic process. The transcript has 23 exons. NCBI's taxonomy places the organism in Eukaryota, Metazoa, Chordata, Actinopteri, Cypriniformes, Catostomidae.